Archocentrus centrarchus (flier cichlid) is the source of this 4125-nucleotide messenger RNA. Its product is annotated as PH and SEC7 domain-containing protein 4. The coding region runs from base 367 to 3555 and encodes 1062 amino acids. Gene Ontology annotation, molecular function: protein binding; phospholipid binding; guanyl-nucleotide exchange factor activity. The record is from RefSeq and is a predicted model, not a curated record. Lineage: Eukaryota; Metazoa; Chordata; Actinopteri; Cichliformes; Cichlidae. Gene Ontology annotation, biological process: regulation of ARF protein signal transduction. The transcript has 18 exons.
AGACAUAAUCACCAGCUUGAUCUAUUCAAAAUGGACAGGAAACAUGAAGAAGAAGCAGCCAGUCCAGACCUGGACUUGUAACCUACACUUAGAGGCUGCCAGACUUAAGACCUAACGAGCUGGCUGAUCAUAUGAUGUCGCUUUAAAGAGCCUGGAGGGGGAGUCAGGAGUCUUUCUGCAAAGCUUCACAGUCAUAUGGGGAUUACUGAUCUGCAAAAGGCAACACUGGCGUUCAGUAUCUUGCAUUGAUGGGACCUUAAAAAGGGACUGUUUUUCAUUUGGCCAAAGAAGACAUUUUGUACAUCUGCAGAUUCAACACCUUUCACCACAACCCACAAACAUACUGAUAACGACUGAGAGGCGCUUAUGGAGGAGGAAAACGUGUGCACCUCUCUGACAGUUGUUACAGAUUCACUGCUUCAGCAGCCUCUGCAUGGCUCAUGUAACUCUUUAGGUCAACAGUCCAUUAAUGGAGAAGAGGAGGCUGUGAUAUUGUCAGACCAAGUCUGUCUCACCCCAAAAGAGGGACAUGAGACUUCUGAGGAGGCGGAACAGUGGGAGCAAAUGAUAUGGCCAGUGUGUCACGUCAACUGUACCAGCCCUCCGCUUUCCUUUGCUACAGUGCAGUGGGACAUGCCCGAUCCCACUGCAGAGCAGCCUCCACUCGUGACUGACAGCAGCUCAGCCAAUGAGCUGGACUUCACAGAUGGCAGGGCUGUGACAAAUUUAGGCAGCACUUCCCCAUCAUUUCAUGAGUCUGAAGAGGAUGUCAGUGCUGAGCCUUUCAAACUACGGGACAGAGAGGAACAAGAUGAGCUUGAUUCACCUCUUCUGAACUCAGAACCUGAGUGGACAGGAAGUGACACUGAGCCAUGUGAUGCUGCAGAUGUGCAAGAGCUGGAGACACGGGGGAAGGAAGAUGAGCUGGUAGACAGUAAUAACGAAGACUCAUCGAGAGCGGAAUCGGAAGAAGAGGAGGGUCGCUCAGUGACAUCACAUCCUGCUGAAACUGAGGAACUAAUCAAGAUUGCUCAGGAGAUUGAAGGCUUAGAAGAAGAUGUGGACAGCUUUGUAAAUUUAAAGCUAGAAGAGGAACAGAAAGAGGCUAGUGUUCUGCUGACUGGGCAGUCAGGAGAGUCAGAGGAAAAGCAAACUUCAGCAAAUGGUGAUGAGACUGAGGAAGAGACUGAGGAAGAGAACGAGGAGCGGGGCGAGGUAGAAGAAGGGCAGAGUGAGGCAAAUGCAUCCUGCUGUGAAGAAAGUGUCAGUCGUCUGAUGAAUGUGGAGGUACCUGCAGAGCUCCUUCCAACUGAUGACGGUGGAGUAUCCAUAGACCUAGAUAAGCUACUAGAUCUGCCACCGUCAGAGCUUUUGGAGGAAAACCUGCAGUUCAGGGCUGAAGAGGACGACGACAUACUGGAACGGUUACAUGAAGAUCUCACAAGUCAGACUGAAGUGUUAGAAAUGUGUGAAGAUGGAGAAGAAAAAGUGGACCCUGAACAGCCAGAGGCUGUGGACAAUAACAAAGAAGCAGUGUUACAGGAGGCAGAAAAUGCAGAGAGAAUAGAAAACUCACAAGAGAUGGUUGAAAAACUGGAGGAUUUAAAUUCUUUAGUGCAACUAGACUGUGAUCAAAUAACUUUGCAGGACACAGAGGCUUCACUGCAGCCUGAACACUCUGAGUCCGAGCAGCUUGAGGUGACUGAAAACCCAGAGCAGAUGCCAGCAGAGGGGUCUCAUGAAACUGAGGUGGAGCACUCUGAGGACUUGGACCACUUAGAACCACCACAGCAUCUGGAAGAGUCACCAGAGGUGGAACUGACAGACCAGCUAACCCAACCUGAAGAUGCAGAGCAGCCAGAGGAGUCGCCUCAGUUGGAGCAGACUGUUUGCACUGAAGCUGCAGAUCCUGGAGAGCCAGAGGAGCAAGAACAGACGGUGCCGUCAGAAGACAAGCAGUCAGUGAAUGCAACGGAAUCUCAGGAAGAGUUAAAUCAGGAGGACAAACAGGGUGAGACAUCAGAUCCAGCAGGAGAUGUUAGGGCUACUGAGGAUGAAGAUUUACAAACAGUAGUGGCAAAUGGAAAGCAGCCCACCAUUCUUAUGAAUGGUGGUGAGGUGGACAGAGAAAAGGCCCGCAUUCUCGCCGAAAAGCUGUUCAAGCUGGACGAGAUUCAACCUGGAGAUGUGGUGAAGCACUUAGACAAAGAUAAUGACUUCAGCCGUGCUGUCGGAGAGGAAUACCUGAAAUUCUUUGACUUCACCAGCCAGACUCUGGAUCAUUCCCUGAGAUCUUUUCUCAAAGUGGUGGUACUGAUAGGAGAGACGCAGGAGAGAGAGCGCGUGCUGCAGCAUUUCUCCUGCCGCUUCCAUCAGUGCAACCCCAACUCUUUUUCCUCCUCAGGGGCUGUGUUGGCGCUGACAUGUGCCCUAAUGCUUCUCAACACCGACUUGCAUGGACAGCAUGUAGGAAAAUCCAUGUCGUCUUCGAAGUUUGUGUCAAACCUGGAUGGAAUGAAUGAUGGAGGAAACUUCAGCAAGGAUCUCUUGAAAAGUCUUUAUAAUUCCAUAAAGAACGAACCGCUGGAAUGGGCUGUUGAUGAGGAGGAGCUGAAGAAAGUGGUGAAUGAAGAUCAGGGCGAAGAUGCGCCACUGCGUUUAAAAGCUAACCCCUUCCUGGAUGUUCCUCAUGACAAAAAGGCUGUUGUGGUCAAACAGGGAUUUCUCCAGAGGAAGCUCCACGCUGACAUCGAUGGCAAACGCACCCCUUGGGGGAAGAGAGGCUGGAAGACUUUUGAUGGAGUGCUGAAGGGAAUGGUCCUUUACUUACAGAAGGAUGAUUAUCGACGGGAUUUGCACACUAACGAGGAGGUGGUGAGCGUGCAUCACUCUCUGGCUGAACCAGCGGCUGAUUACACCAAGAAGCCGCACGUCUUCCGUUUGCAGACGGCCGACUGGAGGGUUUUUCUCCUACAGGCCGCGUCCAAAGUGGAGAUGAAUUCAUGGAUCAGCCGCAUCAACUUGGUCUCGGCCCUUCACUCGUCGCCUCCGUUCCCCGCUGCUGUCGGUUCUCAGAGGAAGUUCUGCAGACCGAUUCUCCCCGCCUCGCAGUCGGCUCAGACUCUGGAACGUCAGCUGCAGUCUCACGCAAGAAUGCUGGAGACCUUCAAGUCGGACCUCGAGUACCAGGAGCAAAACGCACCGGAGGGCAGAAAGGCCAAAUCCCGGGAUCUGGAGGAGCAUCGUGUCAGAGCAGAGUACCUGCAACACGAGAUAUGUCGCUAUGAGACCUACAUUCAAGUGCUGGAGGCCUGGAGGAGCAUGAACAAGACAGGCGAGUUAAACCCAGCAGACCUGAACUUGUUUGAUAAAGCUGUGUGUGCUGAUUCUCUGGGAGAGGAAGAAGAUGAGGAAGGCAUGCUUAAAAAGUCCCACUCCAGCCCUUCUCUGGAACUGGAGGUGGCGACUCCGACAGUGGUCAAAGUCAGACGAAACAUCUCAGAGAGACGGACGUAUCGCAAGGCCAUCAUUCCUCGAUUUAACAAAGAGGUGUGAGAACGGUUUCACUCAGAGAUCGAUACGUCCAGUUUCUAUCCUCUGAAAGUUUAAAUUCAUACGUGUCUGCUGAACACUGAUACAAAGCACCAAGCAGAGAACAAAGAAACACCAAAAUGUCAUCUGAAAACUGCCUUAGCAACUUAUUGCUCUUGUGCACUUUUUUAUGAAGAUAAACCUCAGGUAAUCCAUAACCGUCAAACUCUCUCAGGACCGAGGGGAGACCCUGAUUUAGUUUGUGAGCGACUUAAACUCCUGGACCUAAUUUAUUUAGUUUUAUUUGAAUAUCUGGUUCCUUUUUUUUUUUCAGUACUCAGAAUGGCACAGAUAUUUUCACCAUGCUUUACACCACAAGAGGGUACUGUAACACAGGAUAUCGCUCUGUGAAAGUCGUCCUGUCUGUUGUGAACUUGUUUUUCUAAAGAAUCCUCAUUGCACUUUUUUUUUUUUAAGAAUUUGUAUGACAUGUUGAUUUGUUGUUGAUAUUUUGUUCAAAUGAAGGGUCCUUUUUCCAAAAUAAAAUAUAACUUACGUUUAUUAUUCAGUAUUCUGGAGACACUUUUGGCUUCU